AUGGAGAGGGACAGGAGGAAACGCAGCGCCAGCAGCAUCUCAUCUACCCUCCUUGACACCUCCCCGUGGCUCCAGCCAGACCCUAGAGGUCAGCCUUGCGGACCAACAGGAGGACUCCCAGCUUUCCCUUUUCAAGAGGUCCCCAGACACCGGCCACCCUCUUCCAGCCCCUGCGGCCAGUGCAAGGAGGCACCAAUGCUCUGAGGCUGUCGCGUGGUGCAGCGUCGAGCAUCCUCGCCGAGGUCCUUUCUGCUGCCUGUCCCGCCUCACCCCGCUCCAUCACACCAGCUGGCCCUCUUUGCUUCCUUUUCCCAGAAUCGUUAAGCCCCGACUCCCACUAGCACCUCGUACCAACCUCGCCCCACCCCAUCCUCCUGCCUUCCCGCGCUCCGGUGUCCCCCGCUGCCAUGAGCUCCCCCAUCAGCAAGAGCCGCUCGCUUGCCGCCUUCCUGCAGCAGCUGCGCAGUCCGAGGCAGCCCCCGAGACUGGUGACAUCUACGGCGUACACGUCCCCUCAGCCGCGAGAGGUGCCAGUCUGCCCGCUGACAGCUGGUGGCGAGACUCAGAACGCGGCCGCCCUGCCGGGCCCCACCAGCUGGCCACUGCUGGGCAGCCUGCUGCAGAUUCUCUGGAAAGGGGGUCUCAAGAAACAGCACGACACCCUGGUGGAGUACCACAAGAAGUAUGGCAAGAUUUUCCGCAUGAAGUUGGGUUCCUUUGAGUCGGUGCACCUGGGCUCGCCAUGCCUGCUGGAAGCGCUGUACCGCACCGAGAGCGCGUACCCGCAGCGGCUGGAGAUCAAACCGUGGAAGGCCUAUCGCGACUACCGCAAAGAAGGCUACGGGCUGCUGAUCCUGGAAGGGGAAGACUGGCAGCGGGUCCGGAGUGCCUUUCAAAAGAAACUAAUGAAACCAGGGGAAGUGAUGAAGCUGGACAACAAAAUCAAUGAGGUCUUGGCCGAUUUUAUGGGCAGAAUAGAUGAGCUCUGUGAUGAAAGAGGCCACGUUGAAGACUUGUACAGCGAACUGAACAAAUGGUCGUUUGAAAGUAUCUGCCUCGUGUUGUAUGAGAAGAGAUUUGGGCUUCUCCAGAAGAAUGCAGGGGAUGAAGCUGUGAACUUCAUCAUGGCCAUCAAAACAAUGAUGAGCACGUUUGGGAGGAUGAUGGUCACUCCAGUCGAGCUGCACAAGAGCCUCAACACCAAGGUCUGGCAGGACCACACUCUGGCCUGGGACACCAUUUUCAAAUCAGUCAAAGCUUGUAUCGACAACCGGUUAGAGAAGUAUUCUCAGCAGCCUAGUGCAGAUUUCCUUUGUGACAUUUAUCACCAGAAUCGGCUUUCAAAGAAAGAAUUGUAUGCUGCUGUCACAGAGCUCCAGCUGGCUGCGGUGGAAACGACAGCAAACAGUCUAAUGUGGAUUCUCUACAAUUUAUCCCGUAAUCCCCAAGUGCAACAAAAGCUUCUUAAGGAAAUUCAAAGUGUAUUACCUGAGAAUCAGGUGCCACGGGCAGAAGAUUUGAGGAAUAUGCCGUAUUUAAAAGCCUGUCUGAAAGAAUCUAUGAGGCUUACGCCGAGUGUACCAUUUACAACUCGGACUCUUGACAAGGCAACAGUUCUGGGUGAAUAUGCUUUACCCAAAGGAAUUGUCCGCAAAUACGACAUCCAGGCCACAGACAAUGAGCCUGUUGAGAUGCUACACUCAGGCACCCUGGUGCCCAGCCGGGAACUCCCCAUCGCGUUUUGCCAGCGAUAAUACGCCUCAGGUGAGCAUCUAGGCGGUUCAUUAUCCUCUGCAAGGUAGUGAGAAUGACGAGGGAUGAGCUAUGCUGGGAAGUCAGCCAGACUGGGGUUUGAAUCCCAGCUCACCUCUAACUUGCUGGGUGACCUUGAGCAGUUCCCUAAACUCUCUACUUCCUUUUUUUUUUUCAUUUGUAAAAUGAUGACCCAAAGAGAGUGUAUCACAAAAAUUUAAUAUGAAUACCAAGUAGUUAUUCCUGAGCCUGGCAUCAAUUAAGUGUUCAGUAAAUGCUAGCAGCUGUUCAUGGUUUUUGCAUGUGAAUAGUAAGGGUUGGCAAACUUUUUCCGUAAAGGGCCAGUUGGCAAAUAUUUUAGGUUUUAUGGACCAUACAGUCUUUGUCACAUCCUCUUAAUACUACCUUGGAACAUGAAAGCAGCCACAGGCAAUUUGUAAACUAAUGAGUGAGCUGAUGUCCUAGCUUUCUAUUGCUGCCACCGCAAAUUACUAAAACUUAGUGAGUUACACGACACACAUCUAUUAUCUUACAGUUCUAUAGGUCAGAAGUCUGAUGAGGCUCUUCCAGGCUAAAAUUAUCGUGUUGUCGGGGCUCUUUCUGGAGGUUCUAGAGGAGGAUCUAUUCUCUUGCUAGUUUGGUUGUUGGCAGAAUUUAGUUCUUCAUGGUUACAGGACUGAAGUCUUUAUUUUUUUGCUGCUGUCAGCUGAAGGCGAUCCUCAACUUUGAGAGAUUUCCCAUAUUCCUUGGCUCAUGAAACCUUCCCCAACUGAAAGCCAGUAACAAUGGUUGGUUGAGUCCCUCUCACACUUUGAAUCUCUCUUUCUUCUUACAUUGCUUCUGUCUGACAAGAUAUUAUCCAGGAUCAUGUCUCCCAUCUCCAAGUUCAUAAAUUUAAUUUCAUCUGGAAAGCCCUUUUUUUCAUAUAAGGUAGUAUAUUCACGUGUUCCAGGGAUUAGGGCAUUCACAUUUUAGGAGAUCUGUUAUUCUGCCUACAAAGGCUGUGUUCUGAUAAAUUUUAUAAAAAACAAGCGGUGGACUGUAUUUAGCCCUAGGGUCUAGGUUUGUGUUAUGCAACCACAUGUAAUAUAAAUGUAUAUAUUUAUCAGCCUGUAUUGAACACAAUAGAAUAUUUUUUCUGCAGUAUGCCAUUCAAUACUUUUUCUGACAAUAGAGGAGUUCUCAUGUUCCCUCCACAACUUUUGCCAUGUCCAUAUACCAACCAGGUGCUAUUUAUUUCAAUACUACUGAGUUAUUUCCUUUAAAUAACAUAAGCCAAAUAGCAUAUGUUGGCCUCGUCCUGAGUAAUAAUUUCCUUAAUGAAAUUAAGAGUUAGUAAGUCUAGUUAUGUUCUCCUAAUAGACAUUACAAUGAAUUCAAAACUAUUGAAGUGAUCAAAAGUUAGCCUAAGAAGGCCCUAAUUUUUUUUUUUUUUUUUUUUUUUGAGACAGUGUCUCACACUGUCACCUGGGCUGGAGUGCAAUGGUGCAAUCUCAGCUCACUGCAACCUCCGCCUCCUGGGUUCAUGCGAUUCUUCUGCCUCAGCCUCCCGAGUAGCUGGGAUUACAGGCAGGUGCACACCACCACACCCAGCUAAUUUUUUGUAUUUUUAGUAGAGAUGGGGUUUCAUUAUGUUGGCCAGACUGGUCUUGAACUCCUGACCUCGUGAUCCACCCGCCUCGGCCUCCCAAAGUGCUGGGAUUGCAAGUGUGAGCCACCACCCCUGGUGGUGGAAAUAAGACAUUUGUAACAUAUGGCUUUAUAGGCUGACAUGUCGGUGUUUAAACCCGGAUUCUAUCAUUGUGUUCUUUUAGCAGCACCUUCUAGGAUUUUCCUAGAAAAAAAUGCUGUUUGCCAAUGGCAAGUUAAGGAGCAUUUGCUUAUUGGUAGAUUAUUUAGAGAAACAUGCAAUUACAGAUGAAAUUUCUGAACAAGGCCCAAAUGAAUACAUUAUUAUUCCUCCACCAAGUGUCUGAUGCUAUUAUGAAAUUUGUCAAAUUCUGAGCAUCCCAACCAACAGAACUGAAUCAAGUAGGGUAAGGAAAGUAUUCUAGCUGCAUUGUGACACCCCAGCCUUCAGCAAAGAGCAUGCAUGUUUAUCACAGUAAGCCACACCUUUUAAGUUUUAGCAUUUUUUCUUUGGCUAAUAAUUUGUCUUGUUUAAAUACACUUCUUUGAUAUACAAUUAGGGUAUACCUUUUUUUUUUUUUUUUUUUUUUUUUUUUUUUUUUUUUUUUUUUUACCAAGACCAAAACAGCCAUUUCAACUUUUCUGCAAGAAUGGUGCUUAUGGCUUCUACGUUACCGGAAAGCAAACUUCAAACACCACACCAUACAACAGCUUAUAAAGAAUAUUUAGGCCCAGGUGUUGAUACUUUUUCUUCUGCAAAAUUGUUCCAGAAGCUGUACUGUCUUUCUAGAUGGUGGUAUUUGCUAACAUCAUAUCCAACUCAGGGAAGCGGACUGAGUGCUGGGAUCCAAGGCAUUCUACAGGGUUCACUGCUGGUUUACACUUCACCUGUGUCAGCACCAUCUUCAGGUGCUUAGAAUGGCCUGGGAGCCUGUUCUGUCUUGCAUCUUCCAUGACAUGAAAGGGAGGCUGGCACUUGUCAGUCAGGUAGAGGUUACAAACCGUUUCAGGCCCUGCCUACCACAUUCACUGUUUGAAUCUUUAAUUCCCAAGAAUAAGUUUACAUUUCACAAUGAAUGACCUACAACAGCUAAAUUUUCUGGGGCUGGGAGUAAUACUGACAAUCCAUUUACUGUAGCUCUGCUUAAUGUACUACUUAGGAAAAUGUCCCUGCUUAAUAAUGUAAGCCAAGCUAAAUGAUGGUUAAAGUUAUCAGGCCUCCCAUGAAAUUGCGUUCUUCCUGCAUUGAAAUAAAAACAUUAUUGGGAAACUAGAGAACACCUCUAUUUUUAAAAGGACUUUAACGAAGUCAAACAACUUAUAAGACUAGUGAUUCACUGGGGCAUUAUUUUGUUAGAGGACCUUAAAAUUGUUUAUUUUUUAAAUGUGAUUCCUUUAUGGCAUUAGGGUAAAGAUGAAGCAAUAAUUUUUAAAUUGUGUAUGUGCAUAUGAAGCACAGACAUGCAUGUGUGUGUGUGUCUGUGUGUGUGUGUCCGUGUAUGUGUGUGUGGGUUCUAAUGGUAAUUUGCCUCAGUCAUUUUUUUAAUAUUUGCAGUACUUGAUUUAGGAUCUGUGGUGCAGGGCAAUGUUUCAAAGUUUAGUCACAGCUUAAAAACAUUCAGUGUGACUUUAAUAUUAUAAAAUGAUUUCCCAUGCCAUAAUUUUUCUGUCUAUUAAAUGGGACAAGUGUAAAGCAUGCAAAAGUUAGAGAUCUGUUAUAUAACAUUUGUUUUGUGAUUUGAACUCCUAGGAAAAAUAUGAUUUCAUAAAUGUAAAAUGCACAGAAAUGCAUGCAAUACUUAUAAGACUUAAAAAUUGUGUUUACAGAUGGUUUAUUUGUGCAUAUUUUUACUACUGCUUUUCCUAAAUGCAUACUGUAUAUAAUUCUGUGUAUUUGAUAAAUAUUUCUUCCUACAUUAUAUUUUUAGAAUAUUUCAGAAAUAUACAUUUAUGUCUUUAUAUUGUAAUAAAUAUGUACAUAUCUAGGUAUAUGCUUUCUCUCUGCUGUGAAAUUAUUUUUAGAAUUAUAAAUUCACGUCUUGUCAGAUUUCAUCUGUAUACCUUCAAAUUCUCUGAAAGUAAAAAUAAAAGUUUUUAAAUAUUUGA
Messenger RNA from Homo sapiens (human), 5487 nucleotides. RefSeq names its product cytochrome P450 family 24 subfamily A member 1 (gene CYP24A1). NCBI's taxonomy places the organism in Eukaryota, Metazoa, Chordata, Mammalia, Primates, Hominidae. Gene Ontology annotation, cellular component: mitochondrion. The record is from RefSeq and is a predicted model, not a curated record. Gene Ontology annotation, molecular function: 25-hydroxycholecalciferol-24-hydroxylase activity; vitamin D 25-hydroxylase activity; 1-alpha,25-dihydroxyvitamin D3 24-hydroxylase activity. The transcript has 10 exons. Bases 408 to 1754 code for a protein of 448 amino acids. Gene Ontology annotation, biological process: vitamin D3 biosynthetic process; vitamin D metabolic process; vitamin D catabolic process.